AUGAAUAUCGACAAAAUCAAGGAAAUCAUUAAACAAUCAGACCAACUAUCUGAAAAUAUUGAUCCAGAUAGAACCCCAUAUAAAUCCAAAUUCGAAGCAAUUGAAUUAUUGAAAGAAUUAAAAAGCAAUAUUAUCAAGGAAAACAAUGAAACUUUCAAUGACUAUUUAAUAACCAUAGACUCGAAAUUAGGAGAAUUAUACUUUCAAACGGAUGAAAUUACACUUGCAAUUACAAUAUUCAAUGAAACAUUAAAAUCAUUAGAAAAAGUUAAGGAAAAAUAUCCAAUCGAAUAUAUAUCAAUAAACCAAACCCUUUCAAUUAUUUCAAUUAACAACAAUGAGUUUAAACAAGGUGAGGAAAGAUUAAAAGAAUGUGAAACAUUAUUAAAUCAAGAAUUACAAGACGAAGCCUCAAAAGAUAAAGAAACCAUUGAAAAAUUAAAUUCAUUACAGUUACAAAACUUCUUUUAUUUUGCACAACUUUAUACCUUAACAGGAGAAUCUGAAGAGUCAUCAAAAUAUAUCGAAUUAACAUUAAAUAAACAAUUAAAAAAAGAAAAAUUUGACAAGAUUGAAUGGUGUAAAAACUCACUACUAUUGGGAGAUUACUAUUUAAAGAUCAAAAACUUUGAUUAUAGUAGACAAUGUUUUUUAGCAUCAACAUUUAUUUUUAAAAAGAUAGACGAAGCAGAAUUUACAGAAAAUGAACAAAAAGAGGAACUUCAAGCAUCAAUCAAUCUAUUUAUUGGCAAGUUCUUUUUAGAGUUUCUUCACGUAUUUAGAGAUAUUGAAUAUUUAAAUCAUGCCCACAAAGAGGGUAAUGAAGAUGAAAAUAUCGACUUUGUUCAAGACCCAAAAAGCAUUAUUAUAGAAAAAGAAAACGAAAGAAAACAAUUCGAAGAGAACCAAAAACAAAAAGAAAUAUUAAUUGACUCUAUAACAUUUAACAAGCGUUCAUUAAACAUAGACAACCCAUUAUUCAAAGACUCAAUUACCGUAGAACAAUACAACUCGAUUGCUUCAUCAUUAUUCCCCAGUUCAAAUGUUGAUUUAGUAGUAGUAAAAGACCAACCAAGUGCCAGAGAUAUCUUUUUAAAAUCACAACAUUUCUAUAAUAGAGCUAAAAAAUUUUAUCAACUCGAUGGUUUUGUAACCCAACAUUUACAAAUUUUAUUUGAUUUAAUCGAUUUGUUUGACUAUUUAAAUAUUUUUGAAACCUUAGCAAAUAGAAAGAUUGCAAUUAAUAAGAAAAGAGUUGAUUUAAUCGAACCUUUAAUUAAAGAACUAAAUCCAACAUACUUUUUAGCACAAUUAAGAAAAAUAUUUUAUAAACUUGCUGAAAUUUACAACGAAACUUCAAGAAUAUACCAAUUUGCAUGUGCAAAUUUACGUGAAAUUCAAAACUAUAAUGAUUGCAGUUAUAAUCAACAAUCACAAAAUGAACAAGAAAGAAAAGAAUCAAUUAUUGACGAUUUUGAUGUAUAUAUUAAUUCAAAACUUGGGUUGGCAAUGUGUCACAAAAAGGUUAAAGGUGUAAACAAACUAGUAAACGAACAUUUAGAUAAAUCAUUAGAAGUUUUUAAAUCGAUUGUUAAACUAUUUGAUGAUAAUAAUUUUUUACCAAACGAAAUUAAAGAAAAAUAUGCCAAAGAAUACUCACUAUCUCAACAAAUGGUAUCUUUAUUAACCGAAAAAAGUCAAUUUAUCCAAAGUAAAAUGACAUCAGGAAAAUGGUACGAAAAAAAUAAUCAAUAA
Dictyostelium purpureum is the source of this 1755-nucleotide messenger RNA. RefSeq lists its product as uncharacterized. Gene Ontology annotation, molecular function: protein binding. The transcript is spliced from 5 exons. The record is from RefSeq and is a predicted model, not a curated record. The coding region runs from base 1 to 1755 and encodes 584 amino acids. NCBI's taxonomy places the organism in Eukaryota, Evosea, Eumycetozoa, Dictyosteliales, Dictyosteliaceae.